AUGGCGCCCCUCCGUGCUUCCACCGUGUUGACCUCUGUUCUGUCACUAUUGAGCUGUUUUCAAGCUUCCCUCGUUACUGCCGGACCUGUCAAUCGACGGUCAGAUGUACUCGUUAAAGACUAUCAUCCAGCACCCCGAGCAUGGGCGAAACAAGGCCCUGCCCCCAGCACUCACUUGAUCCACCUCACCAUUGGACUGUCCCAAAGUCGAUUCAACGAGCUUGAACGGCAUCUGUAUGAAGUGUCUGAUCCAUUUCAUCCCCGCUAUGGACAUCAUUUGUCCGCCGAGGAGGUCCAUGAGCUGGUCAAGCCGUCGGACAAAGCCUCUGCAGCUGUCCAUGAAUGGCUGCAAGAGUAUGGGGUCGACCCUGACCAGCUGCGAUACAGUCCGGCCAAGGAUUGGAUUUCCGUGACUUUACCUGUCGCCACCGUAGAAGAAAUGCUUGACACAGAGUACUCGGUCUACGGACACCAGGACGGGUCGACCGUGGUGCGCACCGAGGGAUAUUCGCUUCCUCUCUAUGUGCAUGAGCAUAUCAGCACCGUCCAACCGACCAACUCAUGGGCCAGACUGCAACGAGACCAGCCACGAACCGAGAUCAAGCAACGAAGCACGAUGGUGAAACGCUCGUCGCACGUCGCCGAAGUUGCUGACGAUUGGGCUCCUCCUGCUUCGAUCCCUCUCCCGGCCAACUCCACGAUCGAAGCCGUCUGCAACUUCACCGCCGUGACGCCAGACUGUGUGAGGACUCUGUACGGGACGAUAGACUACGAGGUAAAAGCGGCCGGCAAGAACAAGAUGGCGCACACGAACUACCUGGAGGAAGCCACCAAUCGGUCCGACAUCAGUAUCUUCCUGGGCAAGUAUCGGCCAGAAGCGCGGGCGUAUGCGUAUGAAUUCGAAGCCAUUUCCAUCGCCGGCGGAGUGCUUGACAACGGCACGAAUGUGGCCGAGGAAGGGCGUGACGAAGAGGCAAACUUGGAUGCCGAGUACAUGAUUGGCGUGGGAUAUCCGACCCCUCUGAUCGCCUACCACACGGGCGGCCGGAACCCGACCUAUGUGCCUGACAUCCUGACCAGCGACAACAGCGACGAGCCGUUCUUGGUGUGGGCGAACUACAUGACCGGCCUGCCUGACGAGGACAUUCCACAGGUGGUUUCCACUUCCUACGGAGAUGACGAGCAGACCGUGAGCCGAGCAUAUGCGGAAGCGGUGUGUAAUCAAUUCGCCCAGUUGGGAGCGCGUGGAGUCAGCUUGUUCUUUUCGAGCGGCGACUUCGGCGUGGGUCAGGACGAGACGUGUAUUUCCAACCUCGACAACUCGACCUACAUGUUCAUGCCUUCUUUUCCUACGGACUGUCCUUAUGUGACCGCCGUGGGCGCCACCACCAACUACCCCGAGUCUGCGGCCUGGAGGAAACUGAGGUCGGGAUUGUAUUUCACCAGCGGCGCCGGCUUCAGCAACUACUUCGACCAACCGGCGUAUCAGGCCAAGAUUGUGGACAGUUAUGUCGAGAGUCUCGGUGGACUUUACGACGGGUUCUACAACAAGUCAGGCCGUGCGUAUCCCGACAUUUCAUGCAUUGGACAAGUCUUCCCCACGAUCUGGAACGGCACGACGACAGGUCUGGUGGGAACUUCUGGCUCCUCGCCCAUCUGUGCGGCGGUCUUUGCUCUUUUCAACGACGCCUUGAUCGCUGAAGGUCGUCCGCCCAUGGGCUUCCUCAAUCCAUGGCUCUAUUCUCAUGGACACAACUUGUUCACCGACGUGACGAACGGGACUUCUGCCGGUUGUAACACGACCGGAUUUCCCACCGCUCCGGGCUGGGAUGCGGUGACUGGGUUUGGAACGCCAUAUUUGCCCAAACUCCUUGAUGCAUUUGGGUUGAAGAAGUAG
Messenger RNA from Capronia coronata CBS 617.96, 1896 nucleotides. RefSeq lists its product as uncharacterized. Bases 1 to 1896 code for a protein of 631 amino acids. Gene Ontology annotation, molecular function: tripeptidyl-peptidase activity; serine-type endopeptidase activity. Lineage: Eukaryota; Fungi; Ascomycota; Eurotiomycetes; Chaetothyriales; Herpotrichiellaceae. The record is from RefSeq and is a predicted model, not a curated record. The transcript has 3 exons. Gene Ontology annotation, biological process: proteolysis.